UGUAAUAUUCAUCUUGUGACUUGUUUCAUGUCGAUGAGAAACAACCUUGUAUCCAGAUUGCUUCCACUGUAGCCAAGUUAACGGAUAUUGACUCGGAAUAUAUUUCGCACAAAAGACGAACAAAUAUUAUAAGCCAUUAUUUGGAGUUUUUCAAUACUGGAGCAAAUCUAAAAUGUUUUGCUUUAAUAUAAACUUAUGUACACGUGUUUUGUUCGCUCUUUUAACCAUAUUAGUUAGAAGAGCGACGGCGACAGCUGACGCGAGACGCACAGAAGCAUGGCCGUCCGAAUCGAUUCUUGAAUCGUCAUCAGCAUCCCCUUCUGUAUUUACACCUCUGAGUCCGUUUUCAAAUAAAUAUUCCAGGAGCGAUUCUUCUGAGCCUGUGUUUACAAAGAACGUGUUCACAAUGACAGUGCCAUCCAUGUUCAUUUUUGAAAACAAAAAGGGACAGUUUUUGAAAAUGCCAAAAUGGACGCCAAAACAGACAAUUUUCAGAGCCAUUCCGUCUUUCGGAAUUCCCACGAUGCCUACACGAACUAGGCGAACUAUUAGCUCUGUUUUCUCAUUUGAAUUUCGAUCCUCCCUUCGCAAUGGACUUCUGUUAUAUUUGGAUGAUGGUGGCCCCCGGGAUUACAUCGAGCUAUCUCUCCGUAGUGGUAUUCUCCAGCUUAGUUUUAAAUUUGGAAACGCCCGCUCAGUUAAAGUUACAGUAGGAAAAAAUUUAGAUGAUCGUCGGUGGCAUUCCGUUUCUAUGGAGGUGAAAGGAACACAAGUUUCUCUUUCAGUAGACGGCAAAAAAGCAGUGGCGACUGCAGGAGGGCCCGAUGCGAGUGCUAUUUCUCCGCAGAGUUUUUGUUAUAUCGGUGGCAUUCCUUCUAAAUAUCGGCUUGAAGACUUGUCAUUGCCUUCCGUGUAUUUUGUUAGCGGGUUUCGUGGCACCAUACGUCGAUAUGCAAUUGAUGGAAAAUAUCAAAGACCAAUGGGAAAAGCGGAAGUUAUCGAAGAAGUUGGAUCAGAUCUCUGUUACACCGAACGUAACCCAUGCAAGAAUAAUGGGACUUGUAUUGUACUCAACAACGAACCGGCUUGCGAUUGCUCUGAAACCAGACGUUCGGGAAAAUAUUGCGAAGGAAGGAGUGAAGUUGCAAAAAUAUAUGAUGUAAUGAUGAUGAGCGACCAAGCCUACGACGAAGCAGCAGCAACAUUUUUAGGAAACCAGUGGUUUGAGUACGACAUGAGAGGAAAUGGUGUAUCAAGUUAUUCUGAUACGAUCACACUGUAUUUCAAGACAAAACAAAGCAAUGGACUUUUACUGCACACAGGAAAGUCUGCAGAUUUUGUGAAUCUAUCGAUCAAGAAUGGAGGAAUAAAACUUGUGGUAAAUCUUGGAUCCGGCGCUUUCGUUGUUCUACUGAAACCCACAGUCGGAUCAUUUAACGAUGAUAAAUGGCAUUUCCUGGAAGUUUAUCGUGAACUCAAGCGACCGAAGACUAAUGGUCGUCGCGAGGGUGCUUCGGUAACGUCACCAAACACGUCAUCAGUCAUGAAAUCAUCACCACCUUUUACGUCCACGUCAUUGUUUCCCAUCUUACCAUCAGUUUGUCUAUCGGUUAACUUGACCGUCGAUGAUGCACACACGAACGCAGGGUUUACACAAAACGACUACACACAGCUCACUCUGAAUGACAUUUUCUACGUUGGUGGAAGCCCCUCUACCACUAAUUUACCUGGAUCACCAGAAACUAAUAAUUUUAUCGGAUGUUUAAAAGAGGUUACCUACAAGAAUAACGACAACACCCUACAACUCUCUCGCAUGGCAAAGUCACGUGAUUCAUUGAUUACAGUUAAAGGCGGAGUCGAAUUUCGUUGCACCAACAUUGAAAGUUACGGUCCAGUGACAUUCCGCACUUCCAAGUCAUUUCUCAGACUGAAACCAUGGAACAAUCCUAGCGAGGGUGGAUUAAAAUUAGAUUUCAGAACCACUGAGCCGCACGGUCUUCUUCUGUAUGCAGCUGGUGGAACAUCGCGAGAUUUUAUCGCACUAGAACUUUAUCACGGAUUUCUUUAUCUGCUCAUCAAUCUUGGAUCUGGAUUGAGAAAGGCGAGACACAGCUACGAACGACCAUUGAAUGACGGUGCUUGGCAUUCGAUAAGUCUGAAGAGAGACAGAAAACAAUUGAUGCUGAACGUGGAUGAUGAAAAUGAAACGAGAAUGGUACUUAGUGGCGGAAAUACGGAUCUAAACGUAAACAGUUUAUUUCUUGGUGGAGCUGAUUUUGAAGCCAUUUCAAAGUCUAGGAAUAUUCCCAAAGGCUUAUGGACAGCAUCGUUACGCUACGGCUUUGUCGGAUGCGUAAGAAACGUAUACAUGGACGGAAUUGGAGUCGACGUUUACACUCUCGCCAAAUCCAAAGUCAGAAAUCCUUCAGAAAUUGCUCCCGAGUGUGACAAUCCAGGAAAGAGUACAUGUACCAGCAAUCCCUGUAGGAAUGGUGGAAAAUGUAGGGAAGGUUGGAACAGAUUUGUCUGUGAUUGUUCGGCAACAUCAUUCAACGGUCCAACAUGCGAACUAAUUGUUCAAACAGUAGGUUUCAACGGAUCUCAAACUCUCUUAUUCCCUAUGCCGAGCACUAGACGGACGCAAGCAGAAGAGAUUUAUUUCCGAUUUAAAACACCUCUCAGUUCCGGCCUUUUACUAACCACAACGUCGAAGACAACCGCCGAUAGAGUCACAGUCAAGCUCGUAAAAGGAGGACAAGUUAAAUUGACUGUUGACAUAGAUUGCGUCAAGAAAAACUGCACAGCACCUCGUCAAGGACCGGAUAGCCUAUUCCGAGGAUCGGGUCUAAAUGACAACAAAUGGCACACUGUAAAGAUUUCGAGACAUGGUCGGAGAGUUAGUCUUGAGGUAGACGGAAAAAUUGAUGGAAAUGAACUCCCGGUUGGUCAUACCGAACUUCAGUUUGAUGCAAUUCAUUUGGGAAAAGUGACGGAACAAGUUCUACCCAAGUUAAAGUCGGAAGUUGAUCCACCCUUUGCAGGACUAAUUCAAAAUCUUAUGUUUAAUAACGAGGCAUUUAUAGAAAGAUGUUUUCAACAACAAACUCCUUGCCGAUUUACCGGAACGUGGGGCGAGACAGAAAUAAUAUCGAAUGCAGUAACUUUCAACGAUAAGGACAGCUUUAUUUCUACUACUACUCUUGAUGCAUACAAGUCUAUGACUCUGUUCUUUAAUUUGAAAACUACAGUAUCGGAUGGAUUGAUUCUUUAUAACGCAGGACGAGACUCUGAUUUUAUUGCUGUUGAAUUAGUUAGUGGAUUUAUACACUACGUUUACAACUUGGGAAAUGGUGCACAGAUUAUCAGCACACCAGAUCAACAGCCCAUCAAUGACAACAAAUGGCAUUCAAUUAGGAUCGUUCGUGAUGUUUCGAAUACGCACACUUUGUCAGUGGAUGGUACUAUGGUAAUUCACCAUGGCAAUGAUUUGAGAAGGAAUCUUGACCUCAAAGGUUUUUUAUUCAUUGGUGGCGUGAGGAAUGACUUGUAUUACAAUGGACUACCUGAUCGAGUAGCUUCUCGCAAAGGUUUUCAAGGAUGUUUGGGUACUUUUGAUUUCAAUGGAGUUUCCCCACAACUACUCAAAGACAGAAUAAUAUCAGCUGGAGAUGUACGGAGCGGCUGUAUUGGCCCGAAAGAACCUUGCACAAAUACAUCGUGUUCAAAUGGAGGUGUAUGCCUUCAAGAAUGGAAUUCUUUCACUUGCGAUUGUAGCAUGACGUCACAUGUAGGAAAAACGUGUACGGAACAUGUGAGCACAUCGACCGGAGGUCCAUCUUUUCGAUUCAAUGGAGGCAUGAUAGUUUAUGAAUGGCCGUCUGCUUCGUUUCCAAGCUCGCGUAAAGACAAUUUAGCUUUGGGAUUCGCGACCAAAGAACGAAACUGCGUUAUAGCCAGAAUCAGUAGCAUGGCAAGCAGUACCAUCAAGGAUUAUAUGGAAUUAGGAAUUGAAAAUGGAAGACUAACUCUGAGGUUUAAUAUUGGCAACAAGGAUGUUGUAUUGCGGGAACCAAUGAGUGUAGUGGAUGGUCAGUAUCAUCGUGUGGUAAUUUGCAGAAAAUGGAUGAACGCAACCAUGCGCGUCAAUAGCUGGCCGAUCAGAAGCGUUGGACAGACAGGAAAUGCCCGAAAUCGUUUUGCUCUUGCUGCUACCUCUAUACCACCUGCUGUCCGACCGACAGUGAAUCAGUGGUUAAGAGGGAAAGAAAGAAAAAACACUGUGUUUAACUCUCAAUCUAUGAUUCAAGUUGGUGGGCUCAUGAUGGACAGCUCUCUAGAACCUCCUUCUUCUAGAAAUUCUAGAUCGAAGAGAGCCUUGAAAGUAGUGCGUGCUUUCAGAGGUCAAAUGUCAGGAUUCUACUUCAAUGACGUCAGUGUAUUUACCUUAGCUGCUCAAGGGAGCAAUCAAGUCUCGAUUAUUGGAGAGGUAAAUUUAAUCAAUGAACCUCCAGUUGUACCCACUCCACCUGGGAAUUUGCCAUAUCCAACUACCAUGGCAACAAUGACGACAUUCACAACGUCAUCAACACGGCCAGUUUCCAUGGAGAACGCAAGUAAGGGGACUGAAUGCGACGGCGAGGAAGUUUGCUCUGGCGACUCAGGCAACCGAUCAAAAGACAACGUCAUGAUAAAAGAUGACAAGGAUACGCAGAUGACUCCCGGAGUAAUCAUACCACCUUUAAUUACUCGUUCUACUGGUGCGGCAUCUUUUGAGUCUACAAGAAAGUCAACUCCAAAGUUGACAACGUCUGAAACAGUUGAAUCCAGUUUUAACGACACAAAAUUUAAUGGAUCUGCAAAUUUAAGUAAUGGAGAUAAAAAGAUCACAAAUGAUAAUGGGUCAAACGUGAAAACUGGAUUCUUGGGGGGAAUUUUAAAUGGGACUACUGCAAUGAUUGCGGGAAUAGUAGGAGCUGCAGUUAUUUGUAUAGUAAUCCUUUUGGUUGCCAUUUACAAGUACAAGCACAAAGACGAAAAUCAUUAUCAUAUGGACCCUAAUGCUCCUGGCGCUAAGGUUAGCAACGGGCAUGCCAACGGACAUGCUGGUUCAAUUGUAAAAAAGAAAAACGGCUCAGUAAAAAGUAAUAAUAAGUCCAGUAUAAGGGGUAAGGAGGUGGACAAGGAAUACUAUGUAUAGCUACCCAUCAUAUCUUGUUCAUAACCAGGUAGUUGGCAUACUCCUUUGUGGAAGGAAGGAAUUAAGAUGCUUUAUAAGAAUGAAAACAGCCAAAAUGUAUCAAUUGCGGGACAAUGAUUGUGGAAUUAGAUUACUAUUCGCCAUCAAUAUGAAUAUUAAGUAAUCGUUUUCAUAUGCUUCCAACCGUGAAAAAAAAUUGAUUCGGUUACAGCAAGAUGGCUGAAACAUUUGCCUUGUUGUAAAAUCAUUUUGUUUGUGUCGUAGAAGCAUUAGCCAUCUUAAUAUAUGUUGCGUGAAUCCAUAAUGAUGGAUAACUACGUUUGUUACAUUCUAUCAAUCAUUAUCAUGUUGGGAUACAACCAACAAUACUUUACCCUUUUUUUAAUUUGAAUUUCCAAUAAUCAUUAAAACGACAUCCACGAGCGCUGUCUGAAUGGAGAGAGCUCUAAAUACGGGAUAUGUACUGAUGAAGAUCUGACAUUAUUCAAUUAUGUCUGUAAAAUCUUCUAAUAAUUAAAACUUAUUUAUAUUAAUUAAUUUGUUUUAAUACAAAUAUUAUUAUUCUGAAUCUACCUGAAACAAUUGACAAAUACUACAAAGUUAAAUCAUCUGACGGACAGCUGACGACGGUUUUGGUGCACGAAAUUGUAGCUGAAUUUUAUAGAUAGUAAUACAAGCUGGAUAAAGAGUGAUAUCGAUUUCAUUGGUUUUAUAUAUUUACUUAUGUCUACCGUUCUCUGCAAGUUCCGCCUUAUUGCAAGAGCUUUGCGCAUGAUUAUUUUUUAGUUCAUUUUCAAAUAAAUAUAUUGAAACAUAA
Molecule: messenger RNA, 6014 nt
Organism: Styela clava
Lineage: Eukaryota; Metazoa; Chordata; Ascidiacea; Stolidobranchia; Styelidae
Source: RefSeq, a predicted model, not a curated record